CUUUAUCCGUUUGUGCCGCCGGUAACGGUGUCGUGACCUCCACACUACCCAAGAGCACUCUUGAAAUCUUUUAAACUACUAGCAUUUCAUAUCGAUUUCAAAGUCCAGUUCAUAGUUUAUUUUCUAGUUUCUUUUGGGGUGUCAUCAUGCGUCUCCAGAUUAUCCUUUGCGUAAUGGCCCCGCUCAUUUGCCCAUAUCUGGUCGCUGAGGCGCGGAUAACCAGACGCUUCGCCAUCGGCUGCCCGGAGAAGUGCGACAAGUCGCAGUGCGCGCCGAUCCCCGCUGACUGCUUGGCCGGGGACGUGCUGGACCGCUGCGACUGCUGCCCGGUGUGCGCGUCCGGCGAGGGCGAGCAGUGCGGCGGCACCGGAGACCACGAGUGCGCCGAGGGGAUGGAGUGUGUUGUGACCGACGGCGUGGAGGUGUCCGCCACAGUCAGGCGGAGGGGCAAGGCCGGUGUGUGCGCGUGCACCAGCACCGAGCCCGUGUGCGGCAGCGACGGCGUCUCGUACCGGAACAUCUGCGAGCUGAAGCGCGUCAGCAACCGGGCGAUGAAACUGCAGCAGCCGCCGGUGAUUUUCAUCCAGAGAGGCGCCUGUGGGAAAGGUCAGCAGAACCCUGACAGUCUUCGUUACAAGUACAACUUCAUCGCUGACGUGGUGGAGAAGAUCGCACCUGCUGUUGUUCAUAUUGAACUGUACCGCAAGAUGAUAUUUUCUAAGCGGGAGGUGGCAGUAGCCAGCGGCUCAGGGUUUGUUGUGUCAGAGGACGGACUCAUUGUCACCAACGCCCACGUGGUGGCUAACAAGCAACGAGUAAAGGUGGAGCUGAAGAGCGGAGCCACAUUCGACGCCAAGAUCAAAGACGUGGAUGAGAAGGCCGACAUCGCUCUGAUCAAGAUCGAUGCACCGAUGAAGCUGCCGGUGUUGCUGCUCGGCCGGUCGGCGGACCUGCGUCCUGGCGAAUUCGUGGUCGCCAUAGGAAGCCCGUUCUCCCUGCAGAACACCGUCACCACCGGCAUAGUCAGCACCACCCAGAGGGGAGGCAAGGAGCUGGGCCUCCGCAACUCUGACAUGGACUACAUCCAGACAGACGCCAUCAUCAAUUAUGGCAACUCCGGAGGACCACUAGUCAAUCUGGAUGGAGAGGUGAUUGGCAUCAACACUCUGAAGGUCACAGCGGGAAUCUCCUUCGCCAUCCCCUCAGACAAGAUCAGACAAUUCCUGGCAGAGUCACACGACAGACAGGCCAAAGGUAAAACAUUCCAGAAGAAGAAAUACAUCGGCGUUAGAAUGAUGAGUCUCACUUCAACGCUGGCUAAGGAGCUGAAGGAGAGGCACUCAGACUUCCCAGAUGUCACCUCCGGGGCGUAUGUCAUGGAGGUCAUCAGCCGAACUCCAGCUGAAGCAGCUGGCCUGCAGGAGGGCGAUGUCAUCAUCAGCAUCAAUGGCGAGCAAGUCACCUCAGCCAGUGAUGUCAGCGCUGCCAUAAAGCGGGACGACACGCUGCGAACAGUGGUGAGGCGAGGCAACGAGGACGUCAUGCUCACCAUCGUCCCCGAGGAGGUUGAGCCUUGACCUCUCAGAACUCAACCACCCAACCCGUCAACCAAUCCCGAGCUGGCUCUCAGUGUUUUUCAACCAAUCGUGAACACUUUGAAAAACCUAGCAACCAAUAGGGGUGUGUUUGUCUGGGGCCACACCUACUGUGUUUAAGAACUUGUAAUUAUUAGUAAUACUCUUCCAAGGUGUUAUGCUCACACACACCUUCAGAGGUCCAACUUCAUAACGCUGGGAACUGAAGCUUCAACCCUGUCAUCAUACGUCUCAUGUUAGUUUUAAUAUUUCCUCUAAUCCCAAUUUACUUUCCAUCAUCACUGACCUUUUAUAUUCUACUAACAACACCUAUCACUAUAAAAUGGUUACUGCAGGUUACCGCAGUCCUCUUUAAAUGUCUAUGUUGUUGAUGGAAUAUUUUUUUAAAGUAUUUUUGCCUCAAUGUGUUUGAAGACAAUUUUUCAAAAAAAGGGAAUAAAAUUAUUUUCAAAAGUGUUGUCUUUAUUGAUAAUGUCAAUGUAAUGAUGGUUGAGUUCAAACGUCAGUCCUGCUUCCAAAAGGAACUAACAAGCACGACAGGUUUUGUACUAGCUUUGAAUGUCCAUGCAGUACUUUCCCAUUUUCAUAAUAGAUUAUUUUUUGUGAAUGACAAACAAACAAUUCUUUAGUGAGAUCUAUGCAUUGCAGGUAGGGGUUCCUCAUGGAGCCUUCUAGGAUCCCCUGAGCUUCCGAAGAUACUUUCAGGUUUGAUCAUCGUGUAUUUGGUUUUCAUUUCUUCUACAUUUUCUUCUUCAACAUAAUUUUUUCAACUAACAGCAAACAGUCUUUGUGGUCUAGCUAGGCUUUGUCCCCCAUCUAACACUAGAGGCAGGCUGACACACAACCCAAAGCAAGACUCUUCCACCAGCAAUACUCUCUUACUGUACAUGAUACUAAACUUUAACCCAGAGUUGACAACUGACUAUGACCUAAAAUGGCUGUUAUGUCAGAAUACGAAGUCAAUACAUGCUGGUGAACACAAUGAAGCAUUCAGCAGCUGUAGAGCAAGAUCAUUUAGUCAAAGUUGGUGGAGACCAAAACAGAGCUAAAAGGAUUAUGAAUAUUGGAUUGAGGCCAGAGGCCCGACUCCAAAUGAAUGCUAAUGUUGCUUUGUGUCUGCUGGAUGGCAAAAUAAGCAAAUGUUUGUUAACAUAUUCACCAUGUCAACUUCAUAUAUGUACAGUAGGCUAUAUCAACAUUUUUUUACUGCUUGUUUUGCGGCCCCCAAAAAAUCAAUUGUUACACAUUUUGAAAAUCUUAUAACCUUAAAUCUUGACACUCCAAAUGAAACUGAAAAUGGAGUUUAGAAUAAUUCGUAACAUAUAAAUAAACACAUCUUCUUUAACGGUGUUUGCAACUGUAUGUAUAUGAAAAACAGCAGAAAGUGAACUCCAGCACGACCCCAGCAGCCGAGCUCUGUUCAAAAGGACACCAAGAAAACAAGCUGAGAAAGAACUCACAUCAUCUCUCAAAACACCUUCUUCUUUUCUCUUGUCCUAUCUUAUCUUGUCCUCCCUCUGUGCCAUGUUACACGCUGAAAUAAUGAAUUUAACACACCAUGACACAAUAUGUUGGCCCCUGUGUGUGUCUAUAGGCCCAGUGGAGCGAAGGUGUUACGUAACACUUGACACAGUUAUUACAGUGAGGUUAGUUAUGUGUUCUCUGUGCAGGGGGUCAGCAGGGGAGAGCUUACAGAGAGCUAAACUAAAAUGGGCAUCCACUGCUGAACUUGCUAGUAAGAUUUGAGUGUUUCAACAUUUUAAGUAAGACAAAACAGCAAUCAAUUUAACACUGAUCAGCUCCAUCUCAAGAAGUGUAGUUGCUGACUACUGGGAAAUUUGUUCAGUAUGUAUUUCUAGUACAUACUGUACAUACAUACGAAUUCAAAAAUGAAUGUCUCAGUACAUAUUUAUGAGCAAAAUAAAUAUUUUCCAUGGUUGCCAUGUUUGCACGAUAA
Micropterus dolomieu (smallmouth bass) is the source of this 3552-nucleotide messenger RNA. RefSeq names its product HtrA serine peptidase 1b (gene htra1b). Gene Ontology annotation, molecular function: serine-type endopeptidase activity; protein binding. The transcript is spliced from 10 exons. Gene Ontology annotation, biological process: positive regulation of apoptotic process; programmed cell death; proteolysis. Gene Ontology annotation, cellular component: extracellular region. Lineage: Eukaryota; Metazoa; Chordata; Actinopteri; Centrarchiformes; Centrarchidae. The record is from RefSeq and is a predicted model, not a curated record. The coding region runs from base 147 to 1577 and encodes 476 amino acids.